AUGAAUGGUGAUACUGAUGAAACAAAUAAUAAUGAGCAUUGUUCAUCGUCAAAUAACACAACAUCACCAUCAUCUAAUACUCCGCAAAAUCAACAAAUAAUCACUCUAACUUCAUCAUUUUUUAAUGAGGAUACUAUUGUGACACAAAAUAACAUGAAUACAACAAUUAAUAAUACAAGUGAAGAAAAUUUAUUGACAAUUCCAAAUCAUAAUGAAGAAAAUCCAAUAAAUAAAUCAUUUAAGAGAAAAGUAGUGUCAUUUAGUGCAAUGCCAUUUGAAAAAAAAGUUGCUGAUGUUUAUGAUUGUCUUCGUUAUAUGCAAGAAGGAAGUGAUUUUCUUAAAGUUCGUUCAUAUGUUCGACAAUUUCGUCGUUUAUAUAAAUUAAAUGAUGGUUUAACUGCAAUAAGUUGGUAUCCAACAUCGAAAAAACCAUCAAAAGCAAUUAUUACAAUUGAUUCAAUAAAAGAAGUACGUUUAGGAAAAACAACUGAACGACUUCGUGAACAUGCACAACAAUUUGAAAAUGAAUCAAUGUUUUCUAUUAUUUAUACAGAUGGAAAUAAUGAUUAUGUUUCAUUAGAUCUUGUUGCAAGUAGUGCUGAUGAAGCAAAUAUUUGGGUAACAGAUCUUGAAGAUCGUCAAAAAAUGCGUGAUAAAUGGUUACGUGAUGCAUUUGCUGUUGGAUUAUCAUCAACAAGUGAAUCUGAACAAGUGAAUCAUAAUGAAUAUCAAACACUUAGUGGAAAAAAUUCUAUUGAUGAAGAAGAAGCUGUAAGAUUACUUGGAGAUUAUGGAAUUUCUGGAGAUAAAGCUAAACUAAGAUUACAAGAAAUUCAAACAAGAAAACCUGAUGAUGUACGUGGACUUUUUUCUCCUGAAGAUCUUGUUGAUGUUUUUAAAAAACUUUCAACUCGACCAGAAAUUUAUCAUCUUUUAGUCAGAUAUUCUCGUAAUCAAGAUUUUCUUUCAACAGAAGAUUUUACAUUAUUUCUUGAAGCUGAACAAGGCAUGUCAAAAGUAACGCAUGAAAAAUGUUUAGAAAUUAUACAAAAAUUUGAGCCAUCAACUGAAGCGAGACUUUUAGGACAUUUAGGUAUAGAUGGUUUUACUAAUUAUCUUCUAUCAUCUGAAUGUGAUAUAUUUAAUGAAAAUAAUAGAUCAAUAUGUCAUGAAAUGGAUCAUCCACUGAGUCAUUAUUUUAUAGCUACAUCUCAUAAUACAUUUCUUUUGGCUGAUCAAUUGAAAGGUCCAUCGAGUGCUGAUGGAUUUAUUCAUGCUUUAAGACGUGGUUGUCGUUGCUUGGAGCUUCAUUGUUUUGAUGGAUCAGAUGGUCAACCAUUAAUACAUAAUGGAACAUUAACAUCUCGUAUACCUUUAAGUGAAGCACUUCAAGUUAUUAGUAAUUAUGGUUUUGAAAAAACAAAUUAUCCAUUAAUUUUAUGUAUGGAAAUACAAUGUAGUAUUAGUCAACAAGAACGUAUAGCUCAGUUAUUAAUGGAAAUAUUUGGUGAAAAACUUUUUCUUAAUCAUCUUUCAUUAUCAGUUAAUACGGAUAUGAAUUCAAGCAAAUAUCGACCUCUUCCAUCACCAAAUGCGUUACGUGGAAAGAUUAUUAUUAAAAGUAAAAAAUUACCUCCUGGCUUUUCUAAUGAAUUUAAUAGAGAGUAUGGUGAAAUAAUAGAUGAUGAAGAUUGUUAUGAAGAUAAUAAAAGACGAUCUAAAAAGGAAUUAAGUAAUAAAAAACAUCGGAAAUUAUCUCGUGCUUUUUCUGAUCUUGUUUGUGUACUUCGUUCCGCACCAUUUGAAGAUUUUAAUACUGCAUUUAAUGAGCAACAAUCUGAUCAAGUAUGUACAUUCAGUGAAAAUGCUGCUCUUCGUUUAGCAACAAGUGAUGCAGAAGAAUUUAUUAAUUAUAAUAAACUUUUUAUAUCACGUGUUACUCCUGGAACAUGGCGUGUCGAUUCAUCAAAUCUUAAUCCACAAGAUUUUUGGAAUGUUGGUUGUCAAAUGGUGGCAAUGAAUUAUCAAACUGCUGGAAAAUUUAUGGAUGUAUAUUUCGGUCGUUUUCUAUCAAAUGGUGGUUGUGGAUAUGUUCUUAAACCGAAUUAUUUAAGACCUGAUAAUACAGUGAUAAAUGCAACAUCAUCAUCAGCUACAGCUGGUAGAUUAUCUACUAAUGUUUAUUCAUCUAAUACACCUCAAAUACUUCAUAUAAAAAUAAUAAGUGCUCUUCAUCUUCCACGGCCUGAACAAGCUGAAUUAAAAGCCAAUUCUAUUGAUCCAUAUGUUGUUGUACAAAUAUUUGGUGUACCAAGAGAUACAGAUGAAGUACGAACAAAAACUAUUUAUCAUAAUUCGGAAAAUCCACAAUUUAAUGAAGCAUUUGAAUUUGAAAUAGCUUUUCCAGAAUUAGCACUUGUCAGAUUUGUUGUACUUGAUGAUGAUUCACUUGAUUAUGAUUUUAUUGGACAAUAUACCGUACCGUUCGAAUGUAUUCAAACAGGCUAUCGACAUGUUCAUCUUCAUACUAUGAGUGGAGACCUCAUAGCUAACGCCUAUCUAUUUGUUCACAUUGUUAUUAAUAGUAAAUCAUUGGCUAUUCCUCGUCGAUCAGUAUCACGUUAUCAUCGUUCAUUAAUGCGCCGUAAAUUACGUAUUGCUUCGUUUCGAUCAGUAUAUAAUAAACAAAUUGAUGACCUAUUUAAAUCAGUUAUUCAACCAUUAGAAACAGCAUUUGAAUAUCGUCAUUCUGUUGAACAAAGUCUUUAUGGAUUAAAUGAAAUGUGUGGUUUACCUGAUAUAUCAAAUGUAAAGCAAUGUGUUAGAAAAAUUGCUAGUCGAUUACAAAAAGCAAAUCUUAUUGGUGAUGUUACUAUACGAAAUCAAUCUGAUAUACCAAUCUUUGAAUACUCUACUAUAUUACCGGAAUUAUCUCGUCAAAGUGUUGUAGCUUUAGAAGAAGUAAUUAAUCAAUGUCGAGCGUUAAUAGAUAAUGGUACUAUUAUACAUAAGAAGUUAGUUAGUGUGCAAACAGAUAUAUCUGACUUAAGUAAAGAUAUUCCGAGAUUACUUGAAACAAGUGGUUUACGUGGAAAAAAAUUUACUAAAGCUAUUGAUAAUUUUUCAUAUAAUCUUGCACUAUUACAUGGUCAAACUGAUUUAUUAAAUAAAGCUAAACAAGAUGCAAAUAUAACUAUUCAACAGAUUUUUGAAGCUGCUGAAACAACUCAUUUACUUGUAUAA
Molecule: messenger RNA, 3243 nt
Organism: Rotaria sp. Silwood2
Lineage: Eukaryota; Metazoa; Rotifera; Eurotatoria; Philodinida; Philodinidae
Source: the annotation of a GenBank genome assembly